Molecule: messenger RNA, 2327 nt
Organism: Phacochoerus africanus (Common warthog)
Lineage: Eukaryota; Metazoa; Chordata; Mammalia; Artiodactyla; Suidae
Gene: BTD
Product: biotinidase
Exons: 6
Coding region: 478-2022 (514 amino acids)
Molecular function (GO): hydrolase activity, acting on carbon-nitrogen (but not peptide) bonds, in linear amides
Source: RefSeq, a predicted model, not a curated record
CGACCCGCCCUUCGAAGAGCGGAGGGGAGGAGGCGGGGCGGAAGCCAGCAAGCUCGUGGGGAGGGCACAACGUUCCGUGAUUCACUUGGGUCUGAUGAUUCAGCAGAAGUGCUGAGAGUCUCUGCCCAGAACUGGCAGCCACUUGGAGCAACUGCUUUCAAGGCAAUGGCAGUGACAGGAUUCCAAGAUUUUUUUGUGACUCAUCCAAGGCCCUUUGUGCAGACGUUGCAAGCAUUAAUGACAUUCUUUAUUACUUUUAUUGGUGUGAUGCUCCUGUUGAGGCAAAGACGGGCACUGAAUCUUUUAACUGACCUGGAUCGGAUUCUUUUGGAAGAGGUUCCCCAUUCCCCACCUCAAGUUUGAGUGUUUAAAUACUUUGCUGCUCAUUUUCACUAAAUAUAGUGGAAACACUUUGAAAACUGCACACAUUCUAUCAGCCUUGUUCGACAGGCACCUGGGAAAUAAAGAUUCCUGAUCAUGUCCGGAGCCAGUCAUCAGCUCGCCCUCUUCCUGUGUGUCUGCAGCGUUGCAGCCUUGGGGGUCCAGGCUGAAGAUGCCCAGUAUGUGGCUGCUGUGUAUGAGCACCGGUCCAUCCUCAGUCUGGACCCGCUGUCCCUCAUCAGCCGCACACAGGCCUUGGAGCUCAUGAACCAGAACCUUGACAUCUAUGAACAGCAAGUGAUGAUCGCAGCUCAAAAGGGUGUACAGAUUAUAGUGUUUCCAGAAGAUGGCAUCCAUGGGUUCAACUUUACAAGAAUAUCCAUUUACCCAUUUCUGGACCUCAUGCCGUCUCUCCACUUGGACAAGUGGAACCCGUGCCUAGAACCCCAGCGAUUCAACGACACAGAGGUCCUCCAGCGCCUGAGUUGUAUGGCUAUCAAGGGACAAAUGUUCCUGGUGGCCAACCUUGGAACAAAGGAGCCUUGUCAUAGUAGUGACCCAGGGUGCCCAGAUGAUGGAAGAUACCAGUUUAACACGAAUGUCGUGUUCAGCAGUAAUGGAACCCUGGUCAGUCGCUACCGCAAACACAACCUCUACUUUGAGGCAGCAUUCGAUACCCCUCUGGAAGUGGAUCACAGCAUCUUUGACACCCCCUUUGCUGGCAAGUUUGGCACCUUCACUUGCUUUGAUAUAUUGUUCUUCGAGCCUGCUGUCAGCAUCCUCAGAGACCCUGAGGUGAAGCACAUUGUAUAUCCAACUGCCUGGAUGAACCAGCUUCCGCUCUUGGCAGCCAUUCAGAUUCAGAGAGGUUUUUCCAUUGCCUUUGGCAUCAACUUUCUGGCUGCAAACAUCCACCACCCAUCCCUAGGGAUGACCGGAAGUGGCAUUCACACUCCUCUGAAGUCCUUUUGGCACCACGACAUGGAAAGCCCUGAAGGUCGCCUCAUAAUUGCCCAAAUAGCCAAAAAUCCACCAGGUCUCAUUAGCACAGGGAACACCACAUCGAAGAUGGACAUAUCCCAUAGCAAGUUUUUAAAAAUCCUGGCAGGGGAUCUAUACUCUGAGAAGGAUGCUCAGGACAUCCAUUGUGAUGGAGCCCCUGAAGGGAACAUGAGUGCUCCCCCCACAUUUAACUCUGAAAUGAUGUAUGACAAUUUCACCCUGGUCCCUGUGUGGGGAAAGGAAGGUUACCUCCAAGUCUGUGCAGAUGGCCUUUGCUGUCAUUUACAUUACCUGAGGCCCACCCUGUCCAACGAGUUGUAUUCCCUGGGGGUCUUUGAUGGCCUUCACACCGUGCAUGGCACUUACUAUGUUCAAGCCUGUGCCCUGGUCAAGUGUGGGGGUCUUGGCUUUGACACCUGUGGACAGGAGAUCACAGAGACCACAGGGAUAUUUGAUUUUCACCUAUGGGGGAACUUCAGUACUUCCUAUAUCUUUCCAAUGCUUCUGACCUCAGGGAUGACCCUGGAAACCCCUGACCAGGUGGGCUGGGAGAAUGGUCACUAUUUCCUGAGGAAGAGUGGACUGUCCUCCGGCCUGGUGACAGCAGCUCUCUAUGGGCGGGUGUAUGAGAGGGACUAGGGAUGUUGGGGUGGGCUCAGGCUGACAUGUGGGCCCUGCACAGGCCAAAGCUCACAGCCCCAGGACCACCUCUCCCCCCCAGAACCCAUCCUGGGAGCUGUGGGGGAAGCCAGGGAGACUGAUUCCACUAGUGUCUCUUCUUCUUAAGUGCAAGUUAGUGAGAUGUUUUCUGGUAUUUUCUAAUCAUAUAUUUUUUCAAGUCACAUCUUUCUCCAGCAGAUCUUUCAGAACAGUUUUUGGGGUUUUUUUGUUUGCUUGUUUGUUUGUUUUUGGUCUUUUGUCUUUUUAGGGCCGCACUUGCAGCA